CGCCGCUCUUAAGUCGAGAAUAGAUACUCCCGCCCGCCCGCUGCUACGACCACGUCCGUCGAUCGAUAGGAAUGCUCAGUGCGAUGAAAUUAUGACAUAUCGCGGCUCGAUGCCACAUGGCCACGGCUCCGGUUUCAAUGGCCAGCAGCAGCCUCAGUAUCCCCAGGCCGUCCACAACGGCUACGACGCCUGGGGAAACCCCCAGUUCCAGCAGCCGUACCCGAAUACCGCCUUCGCUCCCGUCCCGUAUCCUCACCAACCGCACGCCCACACCCACGCCCACGCCCACGAUGCGCAUCGACAACUGCCGCCGCAGAAUGUAAAUUAUCAAUUCCAAUCCUACGACCCCUCCUUCGAUCAGCGACCUCGCGCUCCUCACCCUCCGCACCCUCCACCUCCGCACUCCCACCCUCCGCCUCUCCAGCCGUCGCCGCAGGCGCAGCAUGGUUUGCACCAGCCUCUCCAGCAGACUCCGCAGCGGCACCAGUAUGCCCAACCGAUGGACUGGCAGUAUAUGCCUCCGCCUAUGCCGUCCCCUUCUUACCAGGCUCAUCCACCCUCGGUCGCGCCGCAGCCGCAGCCGCAACCGCAACCGCAGCCGCAACUCCAACCCCAACCCCAACCCCAACUUCCGCCGCAGCCGCAGCCGCAGCCUCAGCCGCAGCCCCAACCGCAACACCAGUACAAGAAUCAACAUCCACUGCCUCCUCCGCCGCCGCAGCACACGGGUUCUCCCGUCAUAGCCCACUCUCCCCAGAUGGCCGGGCAACUCGCGCCUCACCCCGCGGGUAGAAAUGCUGGUAUAGGUGCGGGUAUGCGAAUGGAACAUGGCAAUCGCGUUUCCGCGAGCCCUCGCUUGGCUGCUCAAGGGAUCACGAGAAGCCCGAGUGUUAGCUCGGCUAGGUCGCCUGCUCCGACGCCGGGCCUGCUCCCGCACCAUGCCGAUACCAGUUCCCUCCUGAUUUGUCUGGCCGAGGAGUUCUUUGCUAAGGCGCGGAAAGAAUCCCAGUCGCUAGCGGAAAAUGCCGACCCGCAGAAUCUGCAAGAAUACCAAAAGCUUGUCGCGACGGGCUUAAGUUGUCUCGAGGUGGCCUUGGAGAAUACAAAGUUGGCCCCGCGCCUAGAAGCCAAAGUACGGUUUCGAUAUGCCAGCAUAUUGUGCGAGGAGACAAACAAUAUGAUGCAGGCCGAGACGGCUCUAACCAAGGGCAUCACGCUUUGCGAAAGAAAUCGGUUUACCGACCUCAAGUAUGCCAUGCAUUUCCUUCAGAUUAAGCUGCUCUUCUCGCAGCAGAAGGUAAAGGCAGCUAUGAUCGCCGUAGACGGCCGGAUCCGGGAUGCCGAAGUAGUGAAACAUUACCACUGGGUUUACGCGUUUCGCUUUCUCAAAACCUCGAUGUACUUGCAGUCGGCCAAUCCGGCCGAGAUGCACGCGCUCGAGAAUCUCAGAGCCAUCGCUAGCCUAGCGAGCCAAAGGGGCGACCGCGCCGUCUUUGUCGUAGCCUCUUUGCUAGAGGGCCUGAGCCUGCUCAAGACUAUGAAGGACGACGCCAUAGUUCGUAUACAGGGCUGUCUCGCCCAGGCCAUGAAGUAUCAGCUCGAGGAUUCUGUCCAUAUACCGCAGCUCGAGGUCUUCGCGCUCAUGCUGGACUUUGCCUGCAGCCUACAACAGAAGUCGGCUCAGACGAUCAUGCAGAAAUUGAAGGAGCUCCAAGACCGCAUCGAUGCUUCCAUCGAAGACAAAUCCUGGAGUUCUUCGGAGACCGAGCUUCUGCUUCCCAUCCGGAAAAGCAACAUACCCGUAAUCAGUCACGAUACGUCGGCUGUGCUGAGGCCUGGCUCGGACGACGACCCCUGCGACUAUCUCGCCAUGUCAUUUUGGAGCAAGCUUGAGGCAUUCACCGUAACAUACACAUAUAGUGGCCUCGCACUGCUGUGCCAAACGCCCCGUAAUGACAGCAGGAUUUUCAAGCUCUGGGAGGAGGCUCUGCUCCAAUUGCAAAGGGCUGGCAUUAGACUACGAGGUCUGCCGACUUCACUCGAGGACGCCAUUACGAAGGCAGACUGGCGGAGGGAGCUUGUCUGCUAUCUUUACAUCCUCCGAGGUCUUUACUUUGCAAGUCAUACACGAUGGGCCGACGUCAAGAAUUGCGUGGCACAACUAGAGAGCAUGGUGAAGCCUCCGCUGGAGGGCAUCGUCGUACUGUAUUCGACGUAUCUCGCGGGAGUAUACCACCAAGGGACUGGCGAUUUGGAAACAGCCAACUCGAUCUUCUACCACCAGAUCUUUAGCCUCGAGGACCAAGAUGGAAGACCUAGGAGCCGGAAAAUGGCGGAGGUCGAGGUGUCGUUGCUGGCGACUUUCAACCGGCUCUGGAUUAUGCAACAUCCCGAUUAUAGAGACGACCGACUGACAUUAGACCUACUGGGACAGCUCCGUCCGCUCUGCGCCGACCAUCCCAACCUGGAGAUCCGCACGGCGUACAACCUAGUGCUCGCGGCAGUGCAGACCAACCCGCCCAUCCCGAUGACGGCGGUCAAGAUGCAUAUCUCGACGGCCCUGAACAAUGCGCAGUUCCUGGGCGACGUGCAGACGCUGUCUAUCGCGCUCAACCUGAUGCGGGCCAAGCUGUUCCAGAGCAUCGUGGGCGACCAGGCGCUCAAGAGCGCGAAGGCGGCUUCGAAUCAGGCUAAGAAGAGCGGCAACACGCUGUGGAUGAGCGUGGCGGAUGCAAUGUUGGCACAGAGCUACGAUGUUCAGGGUCAGGCUGUGAACGCGCAGAAGGCAUGGGAAGAUGCGACGCAGUAUGCACGGCAGGCCUCGGACAUGAUGAAAAAGGAGUGAUGUCGUAAGUCAAAGUGGCAAGGGGCGUAGUCUGGGUUCCGCCAGAGGCCAGGCGUUAUGUAUAAUACCACGGCAUUGCAGUGUUGGGGCCGUCGCAGCUUGGGGAAGAGCGGUAUAUAGGGUGGCG
Durotheca rogersii is the source of this 2972-nucleotide messenger RNA. Its product is annotated as cohesin loading factor-domain-containing protein. Gene Ontology annotation, biological process: maintenance of mitotic sister chromatid cohesion; mitotic sister chromatid cohesion. Gene Ontology annotation, molecular function: double-stranded DNA binding. Lineage: Eukaryota; Fungi; Ascomycota; Sordariomycetes; Xylariales; Xylariaceae. The transcript is spliced from 5 exons. Bases 92 to 2845 code for a protein of 917 amino acids. Gene Ontology annotation, cellular component: SMC loading complex; chromatin. The record is from RefSeq and is a predicted model, not a curated record.